Molecule: messenger RNA, 396 nt
Organism: Thlaspi arvense
Lineage: Eukaryota; Viridiplantae; Streptophyta; Magnoliopsida; Brassicales; Brassicaceae
Source: the annotation of a GenBank genome assembly
AUGGCGAUUGCCGAAGUUUUGCCUAAAGAGUACGGAUAUGUCGUCAUCGUCGUCGUCUUCUACUGUUUCCUCAAUUUCUGGAUGGGUUUCCAAGUCGGCGGAGCUCGCAAGAGGUACAAAGUUCCUUAUCCAACACUAUACGCAAUAGAAUCAGAAAACAAAAAUGCUAAGCUCUUCAAUUGCGUUCAGAGAGGUCAUCAGAAUUCUCUAGAGAUGAUGCCAAUGUACUUCUUGCUCAUGAUCCUCGGUGGGAUGAAGCACCCUUGUAUCUGCACAGGCCUUGGCUUGCUCUACAACGUAAGCAGAUUCUUCUACUUCAAAGGCUAUUCCACUGGAGAUCCUAUGAAGCGCCUCACCAUCGGGUUUGUUCUUUCUCUUCUCUUUUUAUGUUUUUAA